AUGGCCGGCUCCAGCGAAGCCUCCUACUCCUUUGACUCAGUCGCGCGUCCGCGCCUGCAGACACGUCGCACUGGCGAAAGUCGUUAUGGGGACACCGACGCCUCUGGCACUGACGGCGACGGCGGGGAGGACUUGUUUCUGAACAUCGCGGAAGACAGUGCGAAGGAUCCCACUGCGAAUGUCGUAUCUCGGUCGGACAGAUUACGGUCCCGCAUAACCCGUAGCAACCGGCAAUCGUUACCCUCAUCUAUACCAUCAUCAUCUCCAGCGACGUCCGGUGCUACCAGACCGAAUGGUGCCAGAAUCCCCGCUGCAAUCGAUACUUCAGCAGGCACCCAGUACCGCCGCGCAUCGCUCCUUCCCUCUACGACAAGGUCCACGCGGGAACAGUCCCCACUGACACCUGCAAAUCCCGUCUUCACACCACGCACGCGCAUUCACGAGCUUUCGCCCAGGAACAGGCGUUCGAUUACGUCACUGGGACAAGAUCAGGACCAAGAAUCGCAACCUCACUCGGCGCGGGCAGAUGCGGGCUCCAGCUUUUCCCCAAAAGAGUUUUCGGCACAGGUGGAUGCGGUCAAGACACGGCAGCGAGACUCCACUUUGUCACCUAAAGAAUUUCUCGCACAGCUCGAAGCAGGCAAGCGCCGCCCUUCAUACCCGGAUACGCUUCAGACACCGCCGAACACUCGCAACGGGGCAUUCAAGCCCUCGAAUCUGCAUUAUCAUUCCUCUUCGCGCGACAAUACCACGAUUCCACACGUCGAUACACCACCCGAGGCACGGUCGCGAUAUGCAGGGACAGAGUCUCAAGGCAGCACUGGAGCCGCAACAUCAAUGUGGGACGAGCUGGACGAGCUGAAAUCAAGGAUGAAGCGACUGGAGUUGGGCGGGAAGAUACCAGCUACCUCUGGUGCCGCAGUAGCCCAAGCCUCCGCAGAGCGCCCGCGAACGGCGAAUACUUCAGCUACUACAGUGUCCUCGUCUCCAAAACAGCAGAGAAAACCAGCUUCAGCCGACUCAACGGUGCCACUUUCCUCGUCGAACAGGGUUCACCCCUUGUUGCAUGAGGCUUUGGCGAAAGCGAAGCAGUAUACCGCACCUGCAGUUUAUCGUGCUCUUGAAGACACGGCUAAAGAAGCACUCGCUUUGGCUGAGAUGGCGGGAAGCGGUGGUCCGCAAGGUACAUUCCACUCGACCAGUUCCAUCCUAGGCGGUCACUCCAUGCCUGACCGGCAAGUCCGGCGAAAAGCAGAUCACAUCUGUCGUAGUCUGACGGAACUCUGCGUUGAGCUAUACGACAACAAGCCCACCUUCGUAAGCCCGGCAGUACAGAGAACAUCAGCUGCAGCGGUAUCUCGUCGACCCAGUCUUCAAAUCAAUGGCGAGUCACCAACUAUUCGCCAAAGCAUCGAGCCCGAGAGCGACGUCCUCCCUCGAUCGAGUCCCAGCAGGGCCAUGAGUCGCAUUGAAGCGCGUCGAACCACUGUACUGGGCAAGCGCGGGGGAAGUCAAGAGCCACCGAACCCGUCUCAGUCCCAAGCUCCAUCCCGAUUGGACACUCGUUUAGACCGAUCUGGUACCAGUCUUUACCGUCGCCGUGAUCACGAACCGGAGGAUGACGAUCCGACCUUACGAGCACCUUCGCGGGCAAUGACCGACUUCCGGGAGAUCCGUGCUGCACACAAGCCGCGCUAUAGCAGAGAAUAUACCUCUCAAGAGCCUUUACCAGACUUACAGCCUUCGCCUGCUCUUCCGACAUCGACAACCUCGCGGCGAACUACUCUGACCGGAAACGAAAACAACCUGCUCUACCGGAACAGAGACAGUAUCACUGGUAGUUCUAGUCGUUACGGAUUCACUAGCCAGGCUUCUCCUGCGACGGAGAGACAUCCGGUGGCCAGGACCCAAUUCGCCUCAAAUAGGAACUCAAUAGGAGGGAGCUUCCCGCUGGGGCGUAGCGCUAGCCUCAGCCGGAGGCGCGUCAACGGAGAGUGA
Molecule: messenger RNA, 1998 nt
Organism: Didymosphaeria variabile
Lineage: Eukaryota; Fungi; Ascomycota; Dothideomycetes; Pleosporales; Didymosphaeriaceae
Exons: 2
Coding region: 1-1998 (665 amino acids)
Source: RefSeq, a predicted model, not a curated record